Molecule: messenger RNA, 2151 nt
Organism: Anopheles funestus (African malaria mosquito)
Lineage: Eukaryota; Metazoa; Arthropoda; Insecta; Diptera; Culicidae
Gene: exex
Product: homeobox protein Hox-B3
Exons: 5
Coding region: 224-1600 (458 amino acids)
Biological process (GO): central nervous system development; neuron projection morphogenesis; regulation of DNA-templated transcription
Cellular component (GO): nucleus
Molecular function (GO): DNA-binding transcription factor activity, RNA polymerase II-specific; sequence-specific double-stranded DNA binding
Source: RefSeq, a predicted model, not a curated record
GUCACCACACGUGAUCAGUGUGCAUUCGUGUAAUCAGUGCAGUGCGUAGAUAAUAAUGCUAACGUUUUACAUGUAACGAUUGAUUGUUAACCAUAACAGUGUACAUUGUGAUAGAGACGGUGUGGUAUUGAUAGAACGAGUAAAAGUUGUGUCUGAAAACGAUCCAAUUAGUAGUGGUGGUGAAGUUAAACAAGAAUUCAAAACGACACAGUGGCUUAGCAGAAUGAGUAACGCUGAACAGCAGCAGUACAAUAUGGCCGACACGGAUACCGCUGAUGCAGCAAAUGGACGUUUAGUGGAAAUUAGUGGUGAAAUUAGUAACACGGUGUCCAACGUGGAGGUAGCGACGGGAUCUGAUGUUAUGUGCCGAAGUACGAAAACCAGUAGUAAUGCGAAUUCGUUCCGUAUUGAGGCACUGUUAGCCAGCAAAGAGCAUGAAAACAAUAGUGGUACAGGUGCCGAACUAUCACCGACCCGUUCGAAGGCCAACAAUGUGGAUCUGAUUGGUGAUGGGUUUAAUGCGAGUGAAGAUCGUCAUUCAAGAUCGGAAUCAACCUUCUCGUCUGACUCAUGCUCAUCGAUCAACCCCGGCAGUGUGGAACCGCAAGAUAUAGACGACUGUGCGAUGAAUCAAAUUGCAAAAUCAGCCUCACCAAACCAGCACGACUAUCUGCCGUUCUACAACCUCUGCCCAUCGCAGGUGAUCUUCACCUCGAACGCAUCCACCUUCGACACACAUCCGGCCGUAUGUAACAAAGGCAUACCGGUUGAUGCUGCAAAUCGGUUCCAUUUCAUGCAGCUACCUCAGCUAGAGCUUCUAAGGCACCACAACAUCUACUAUCCCCGAAUCACGGAGCUUACAGGACAAAACUCAGUAUACGGAAAAGCGCGACGACCGAGGACGGCAUUCACCUCCCAGCAGCUGCUCGAGCUGGAAAAGCAGUUUAAAGUCAGCAAAUAUUUGUCCCGACCGAAACGGUACGAGGUGGCCAACAAUUUACUGCUCUCCGAAACACAGGUUAAAAUUUGGUUUCAAAAUCGCCGUAUGAAGUGGAAACGCUCUCGGAAGGUGAACGAAUCCAAAAAGUAUAACAGUAGUGCCGGCAGUGGCACCAACCAAAACACGACCGCCAACAGUAGCAGUAACAGCAGCAGUAACAGCAGCACCAGCAGUAACAGCAACAUAAGUAACCAUAGUAACGGUACGCUCGGGUCAAGUAACGUUACCACUAGCAACGGGUCGCCAAAUGGAGCCAACGCGAGUGGUUCGUUGUUGCUCGCAGGUGGCAAUAAAACAGCCACCGACCAUCACGAUGGUCGUCCGUGCAAUCGUACCGCUGGCGACCCGGGACGGGGUGACAACUGCUCGAACGGUGGAAUGGUGAGUAAAUUGUCCUGCAUCCUGGAUCAUCCGAAGGAUAAGCGUGACAGCAGCGGUACUGGCAAACAGCACACGACGGCCCUCUUUGUCAAUCAGCAGCAGUUUCAGUCGGUCGGUGGAGGUAGUGCGGCCAGCCCUAACGACCUCGUCGGCGUCGGUGCUGCUUUGUUUGCAUGUGAUCCACCGAAUGGGUUAAGUUUUCGGCCUUAUGUAACGUAAGCGAAGGACGGUCAAAAAGGAAAAUACGGAAAAACACAGAAUAAAAAAGAAUAAUAUUCCCAAGUGAACGUUAUUAUCCUUUGCGGGUGGUUAGUCAUUAGGAUGAAGAAGUUGGUGGAAUGGAAAGUCACACACACACACACCCGCAAAAAAACCCAUGGAUUGGAGGAUUAAGUUAGAGGUGGAUAAAUAAAAUAAUGAUUGGAAACCACUUAAGUGUAGUCGUUCAAUUUAGUGGAUUUAGUAACCGAAACGAUACGAUCGGACAUAAUCUGCUGCUCCAUGUAGUGGAUUUAGUUAUGAAAUGGUAAGUACUGAAAGGGCUUUUACUUGAAAUAUUAUGAACUAUAUGAACUUUUUCGAAGUGUAUGCAUUGAUGAUAGAUGAGACAACUUGGGAUUGAACAUGUAAUGCUUGAAAAAAGUUCCAGGAAUAUCUGGUUAGAUGAUUUAAUGAAACCGUAUAAGCAAUCAAGAAAAAGUGACACAUUUUGGUUCGUUUUCCUUAUAGUUUGCAACUUUUCUUUUAUUUGCUUGCUACCUUACUAUAAA